UCCAGCGAUUGCAAUAAAGUUUUUCGUGGGGUUACUCAGGAGCCCGAUAUCCCUCCGUGGAAAGUUUUGGAGCGCCCUUUGGAGAGGAGAGUGUCGACUUUGACGCACCGAGCGGGUGUAAGCAGGUUUCUGGGAGAUAACUGGAAGUUUGUUGUGAAAAUCCAAGAACGGCAGUCAACAUGAAUAAUGGAUCCAACCGAAGUAUUGAUCCGAGCUGCACGGACAAACCCCCUCUCGCCAUCGACAUCAUCCUCGAGUUGGAUGUUUUUGGCAUCAUCCUGUACUCCGUACUCACCUUCAUGGCGACAGUGUCCAUGCUGGUCUACAUAGAGGAGUGUAUCUACAUCUAUCGGAAAGUGCCCGCCAAUAAGAAGAGUGUAAUCAUCUGGGUAAAUGGGGCGGCGCCGGUGAUUAGCACCAUGUCCUGUCUCGGGAUGUGGAUCCCCAGGGCCACCAUGUUUACCGAUAUGACCUCUGCCUGCUACUUUGCCGUCGUGGUGUUCAAGUUCCUGAUCCUGAUGCUGGAGGAGGUGGGAGGCGACGAGGGCUUCCUGAAGCGAGCAGGGAGACAUAAACUGAAGAUCAGCACUGGGCCGUGUUGCUGCUGCUGCCUCUGCCUCCCAUAUGUUGCCAUCACACGGCGUUCUCUCUUCCUGCUCAAACUUGGUUCCUUCCAGUUUGCUCUUCUGAAGAUUGUCUUCACCAUCCUUUCCAUUGUCCUCUAUACCAAUGGGACGUUCGACCUGUCUGACUUAAACAUUACUGGAGCUGCAAUAUGGAUCAACCCGUUUGUGGGCAUCUUGACGAUCAUAGCCCUGUGGCCUGUAGCGAUCAUGUUCAUGCACCUGAGGAUUGCCCUGCGGUCACUAAAGAUCAUCCCCAAGUAUGCCAUGUACCAGCUGGUGCUGAUCCUGAGUCAGCUGCAAACAGCGAUCAUCAACAUAUUGGCUUUAAAAGGAACCAUCGCCUGCGCUCCCCCCUUCUCCUCCGCAGCCAGAGGAUACAUGAUGAGUCAGCAGCUUUUGAUCCUGGAGAUGUUCAUCAUCACACUGGUAACACGUCUGCUGUAUCGGAGACAGUAUGACCCGUUGCCCGAAGAAGAAUACGACGACAACGAAAACACCAAGAUGGCUGCAAUAGACGUGUCUUCAUGAGAACUCUUAAUGUGUUGAACUGUGUGUGUGUGUGUGUGUGUCUGUGUGAGCGAGUGUUUCAUUUGUACUUUCUGCAUGUGUCUGAUUAAAAGAUUGUAUAAUUAAAUAUGAAUAAAUAUGAAUUAUAUCUUCUAUAUAUAUACAUUUCCGUUCAAAAGUUUGGGGUCACUUAGAAAAUUCCAUGUUUUCAAAAGAAAAACCUUUUUUUUUUGUCCAUAAAAGUAACUUCAAAUUGAUCCAAAAUAA
Molecule: messenger RNA, 1400 nt
Organism: Larimichthys crocea (large yellow croaker)
Lineage: Eukaryota; Metazoa; Chordata; Actinopteri; Sciaenidae
Gene: slc51a
Product: solute carrier family 51 member A
Exons: 8
Coding region: 180-1154 (324 amino acids)
Source: RefSeq, a predicted model, not a curated record